CAGCAAGCCUCUGCUGCUACAGAGCCAGUGAGACGCAGGCAGGCGGAGGGGAAAGACGAAGAGAGAGAGGGAGAGGGGGCCUCCUGGUUUCUCUGAGACAGGCCCAGAGAGAGGGGGGGAGAGGGGCUCCAGGAGCACCACAACGGAGAGCGAGACGAGUGGGUGGAGAAGCAGAAUCGGAGGGGAGGGGAGAGAAAGAGGCAGGGUGAUAAAAUCAGAACCAGGCUUUGGCAGGAGCAGAGGCAGAGGGUGGGACUUGAGCUGAGGAGGGAAAACAGCACAGGAGGAAACAAAGUUUUGAAAACUGAGGAAACAGCAAAGGGAGAGCAGAUGCUGAUGGCCAAAGCAGGAAGAGAUCCAUGGAAGAAGGUCACCGUCUGUCAGCAUGUUCUCUGACAGCCGGGCCACCGCCACCACGCCUGGGGAGCAGAGGGGCUUCAAGGCUCAUGCCCCCCACUUCAUCCCAUGGCUGCGCAACAGCCUGAAGGCUCACCACAGCAGCAGCAGCGGCGGCGACCUGGGGCUCAACGGGGCGUACAGGUCCAGCUCGGAGGGCCGCAGCACCCUGACCCCGUUGGAGAGGGCCAAGGGGAUCGGUUUCUUCUCCAGCCGAGCCAAGAAGGGGGAGCUCCGGUGUAAUGGCAUAGGGAUGCUGCCAGUGGUGCUGAGGGGGCAUCACAUCCUGCCAGGCAGCGUGGGGAACCAGAGAGAGGACGGUCCUGCCAGGUGGAGCAAGACUAAAGAGCUGGAGGUGGAGCCCAGCACCAACUCUCAACUGAGCCCAGAGAAAGGACUGGCCGACAGCUGCUCCUCGCCGCCGCAGAGCCAAAACGUGGGAUACACAAGCAGCCCCUCGGUGAGGAAAUACGGGCCUCUGGUGGGGCCCCAUCCCACUCCUGUACCUGUGCUGCUGGCUGAGAAGCCCGACUGCAAUGUGCCUGUCGUGGUGUGCAUGGAAGACAGCGAGGGGAAGAUGUGGGACUCCACCAGUCACACCACCUACCGCCAGAGAGACGUCCACUCCUCCAGCUGGCUGAGCUCAGGCACUCAGCAGCUGAUCGAGAGGGAGCGCGGGUUCAGCUCCAGCUUCAGCUGCAUCAACAAACACGGCAGGAGUUCUCAGAGUCAGAGGGACCUGACGGCCCUCAACGGGCUCAUCUUCUCCAGCCAGACCCCUCCUGGAGCCCUGGGCUGCACCGCCACCCUGAGAGGCCCCAGAAGGCCCCGGCCGAACUCGGAGCGGAUUGCGAUCCUGGGUCAGAACCAGACGUGGGUACCGCACAGACCAAACAGAGAGCAGGAGCCACAGAGGAACGGAGCCGGUUGCAGCAGAAAGGUGGUCCGAAACCAGAUCAAACGGGUGGUGGACAACCUGGAGCAGGUCCUCACUUCCCUCAGGGACAUCCAGCAGGAAAUCAAAGAGGUCGUGCAGCAGAUUGACUAUCUAACCUCCUCCAUUGAUCUGGAUGAUGAGGAGCAGCAGAGGCCUGGAGGAGAAGCUCAGCCUCCCAGCGACAGCAGCUACAGUUCAGGCUCCAGCUCCAGUGAAGUGACGGUACGCAGCGCCCAGCAGAGGGCUCCGGGAACUGAAAACCAGCCAGGAACUGCAGACUCCUACAGAACCGCCAGCAGAGAGGAUCACAGCAGAAGUCAGCCUUCGCAGAACGGGCAGCUGCGCUCCAUUACCGCGGGCUUUCUGUCAGAAAGGAGUCGGACUGUUCAAUUAACUUGUGGGCAAUCCCCUAGAAAAACGUUGUCUCGGGUGAACACAAACAGCCUCCCUCCACCCAGAAACCCGACCACCCAGGAUCACGUUCUGUCUCCUAAAAGAAGCCUCCCUGCUCGGCCUCCCACUCCCGGGCUGUCUCCACUAACGGUGAACCUCCAUUACCCCAGCAGCCCUGGAUCACAGCCUUCCUCCCCUCUGUCUCCAAAGUCUUAUCCCCCCCCUGCUCUCAGCCCUUCUGUCAUCAUCGAGACCAAAGUCGGGUCACUCCGGACCCCACAAAGCGAUCUCCCAUCUGCUGGUCCAUUUUCACCGUUGCUAUCUCACCCUCAGUCUGCCAGCUGCCCACCCACCAACUUUGAAACCAAAAGUUUGCCCCUGCACGACAAAGAGCGGCGAGCGGCCUCAGCGGGACCCUCGAACGCCUGCGCAGCCAAACCACCCACAGGACAGGGCCGCAGGGCCCGCAAGCCCCCACCGUACCCGCACCACAGACUCUCUGAGCCCACAAAGAAAGUGAAAGAGCCCCGCAAAGCUCCUCCAUACCCUGAGAAAAGAAGGCUGCUCUCAACCACCGUGUGAGACAAUGCAGCAGGAGGGGGGCGGCCGAUCGAACAGAGGCACAAACAGCACCAGCCACAUGUCUGCAGGAGUGGGAAGUGAUUUAAGGCAGCUUACGGCUCGCCAACUUCAGCCGAGAUCAAGUUUCCAGGGCAACGGGAUGCAGACGCAACUCAGGAGCCAGGUCGAGGUCCAGGUGUGAUCUUUUCCUGUGCUGACCCCCACUGAGAGAGAAAGAGAGCCUGGAUGGCGACAAAGGGAC
Xiphophorus maculatus (southern platyfish) is the source of this 2549-nucleotide messenger RNA. RefSeq lists its product as uncharacterized. NCBI's taxonomy places the organism in Eukaryota, Metazoa, Chordata, Actinopteri, Cyprinodontiformes, Poeciliidae. Bases 386 to 2308 code for a protein of 640 amino acids. The transcript is spliced from 3 exons. Gene Ontology annotation, biological process: positive regulation of translation; positive regulation of cell size. The record is from RefSeq and is a predicted model, not a curated record.